CCGGUUUGGUUCUCUAUAAAAAGGCAGCGCCGGGAGGCCGCCGCUCUUUCAGCGACUGGAGCCUGAGGAAACAUGUCUGGGAUCAAGGAGCGAACCUUCAUUGCCGUGAAGCCGGAUGGAGUCCAGAGAGGCAUUGUGGGUGAAGUCAUCAAGCGCUUUGAACAGAAAGGGUUUAAACUGGUUGCCAUGAAAUUUCUUCAGGCUCCUAAGGAUCUGCUCGAAAAACAUUACUGCGAGCUUUCAGACAAACCUUUCUACCCCAAGUUGAUCAAGUACAUGAGUUCAGGUCCUGUUGUUGCCAUGGCCUGGGAGGGUCUGAAUGUGGUGAAGACUGGUAGAGUGAUGCUGGGUGAGACCAAUCCAGCAGAUUCCAAGCCUGGCACCAUUCGUGGUGACUUCUGUAUUCAGGUUGGCAGGAACAUCAUCCAUGGCAGUGACUCUGUAGAAAGUGCAAAGAAGGAAAUUAACCUUUGGUUCAAAUCAGAGGAGCUGGUGGAGUAUCAGAACUGUGCCCAAGACUGGAUCUAUGAGUGAAUCAUUCCAGAUUACAGAUGUAACCCUUCUGAAUCAUUCCAAAUUGUCUGCAGAAGUUUUUAAAAACUGAUUUCAUAUCAUGUUUUGAUCAUGAAUGUAAAAGCAAACAACAAUAAACUGACUUUAAAAUA
Chiloscyllium plagiosum (whitespotted bambooshark) is the source of this 665-nucleotide messenger RNA. The record is from RefSeq and is a predicted model, not a curated record. Lineage: Eukaryota; Metazoa; Chordata; Chondrichthyes; Orectolobiformes; Hemiscylliidae.